AUGUCAAAUAUUGAAGAAUUCAUAGAUUUAAUUAGUUAUGCCCCUAUAGAUGUGAGAAGGGCCUUCAGCAAAGUCCGAGAAUUGGCAAAUUUAGAAAAAAAAUACGAAGAAACUUUGGAGUCAACAUAAAAACUAGUCUUUCAAUUGAAAUCUGUGGAGUCAACGGCAGAAAAGGAAAAAUUCAUCUUAUAAUUGAAAGAGUAAAUCCAAAGAAAUCACUUAUCAUUGUUGGCUUUGCAUAGAGAAAGAAUUGCGGCUUUAGAAAUAAUUUAAUAAAAUUAUUAAAAAUAUAUAGCAACACUUGAUAUUGAGGGAGAAAAGUUUUUGGAAGAACUUAAACAAUUGCCAAGAGAAUAAGAAGACAUAUCUCGUAAAUCCCAAAGGGACGUCAAAGUGGAACCUCCUGUGAUGGUGCAAAAGAGUGACAAAAUAAAAAAGACCAAAAGACCAUUGCAAGAUGAAUAAGCAGAAGAUGCUCAAUAGCACCUAUAUUGCGUUUGUUAAUAACCCAGUUAUGGCACUAUGGUGGCUUGCGAUUCAAAAAAUUGUCAAUUAGAAUGGUUUCAUUUGGUAUGCGUGGGAUUAUCUGAUGUUCCAGAUGAAAAGACGAAAUGGUUCUGUCCUAAUUGUAGAUAGACGAGAUGA
Molecule: messenger RNA, 645 nt
Organism: Paramecium tetraurelia
Lineage: Eukaryota; Ciliophora; Oligohymenophorea; Peniculida; Parameciidae
Exons: 1
Source: RefSeq, a predicted model, not a curated record